This is a messenger RNA of Pelobates fuscus (common spadefoot toad), 1049 nucleotides long. RefSeq names its product testis specific serine kinase 6 (gene TSSK6). Gene Ontology annotation, molecular function: ATP binding; protein serine/threonine kinase activity. Gene Ontology annotation, cellular component: cytoplasm. The record is from RefSeq and is a predicted model, not a curated record. NCBI's taxonomy places the organism in Eukaryota, Metazoa, Chordata, Amphibia, Anura, Pelobatidae. The transcript is spliced from 2 exons. Gene Ontology annotation, biological process: intracellular signal transduction; protein phosphorylation. Bases 167 to 1018 code for a protein of 283 amino acids.
ACCAGCAUAAUGUGAUGGCACAUGCUUGGCUGAGCUAUUUUCAAGAAAUAGCAGUAUUGUCAGUUAGAAGAACUGACAUUCUGAAAAUGCAAGAGAAUUGGUGAAAACAAUCAUCGCGAAUUAAGAAUCUGGAUAAAACUGCAAUUAUCUGUCAAUCUCCAUUAUAAUGUCUUCUGAAAAUGCUAUGCUGAGAGCUCUGGGAUACAAAGUGGAAUACACUAUUGGUGAAGGAACUUACUCUAAAGUUAAAACUGCACUUUCAAAGAAAUACAGCGAGAGAGUGGCUAUUAAGAUGCUGAAUAAGAAGCAUGCACCUUCAGAUUUUGUCAACAGGUUCCUGCCCCGUGAAUUAGCUAUCCUCAAGACAAUCUCUCACCCCCAUGUGGUUCAUGUGUUUGAGCUCAUUGAAUUGGAAAAUGGGGUACAAUGUAUUGUCAUGGAACUGUGCCACACAGAUCUCCUACAGCAGAUACAACAGGAAGGACCUUUCUCAAUGUCAGAGGCCCAACGCAUUUUUUCUCAAAUUGCCAGUGCCUUGCAGUAUCUGCAUGAAAACAAUAUUGUUCACAGGGAUCUGAAGUGUGAAAAUGUGCUUUUAACACAUGAUCAGUCUGUUAAACUCUCUGACUUUGGCUUCGGGAAGCAUUCUGUUAACCCUAUGGAGCUAUGCAACACCUACUGUGGCUCUGCUGCCUAUGCACCACCAGAGGUUCUGUUGGGGAUCCCAUAUAACCCAAGGAAGUAUGACAUAUGGAGUCUUGGUGUGGUUCUCUACAUUAUGGUAACUGGCAAAAUGCCUUUUGAUGAUUCCAACAUCAGCAAGCUUCCAGAAAUUCAACAGAAAGGAGUGGAAUAUCCAAACUUUAUCACUAUCAAUGAAAAGUGCUGGAGUCUAAUCAAGAACCUACUAAACUUCAGUCCUUCUGAUCGACCAGAUAUCAGCACUGUGGCAAGGUUCACCUGGCAAGGAACACCAAAGUCUGAAAGAAAGCCUAGCCGGCAGAGUGAUAAAGAAUAAUAUAAUGUUAGUUAAGCAUUCUAAUAAACAU